This is a messenger RNA of Neoarius graeffei (lesser salmon catfish), 1266 nucleotides long. RefSeq names its product dynamin 1b (gene dnm1b). The transcript has 10 exons. The record is from RefSeq and is a predicted model, not a curated record. Gene Ontology annotation, molecular function: GTP binding; microtubule binding; GTPase activity. The coding region runs from base 1 to 1266 and encodes 421 amino acids. NCBI's taxonomy places the organism in Eukaryota, Metazoa, Chordata, Actinopteri, Siluriformes, Ariidae. Gene Ontology annotation, cellular component: membrane; microtubule; cytoplasm.
AUGGGAAAUCGGGGAAUGGAGGAUUUGAUUCCGCUGGUUAACCGAAUGCAGGAUGCGUUUUCUGCGAUCGGACAAAAUGCCAACUUAGACCUUCCCCAGAUCGCAGUGGUUGGCGGUCAGAGCGCAGGGAAAAGCUCCGUGCUGGAGAACUUCGUGGGGAAAGCUUAUUUGCCGAAAGCUCUAGGGUGGGUUGCCCAAACACCUCUUAAGGCUAAGAUGAUUGUAUGCCCCAAACAAUAUGCAGAAUUUCUCCACUGCAAAGGGAAAAAGUUCACUGAUUUUGAGGAAGUGCAUCAAGAGAUCGAAGCAGAAACAGACUGCAUCACUGGACAGAACAAAGGCAUCUCUCCAGUGCCCAUCAACCUGAGAGUUUACUCCCCUUACGUCCUGAAUCUCACUUUAGUGGACUUGCCUGGAAUGACCAAAGUACCAGUUGGGGAUCAGCCAGCUGAUAUUGAGUUCCAGAUCAGGGACAUGCUCAUGCAGUUUGUUACAAAGGAGAAUUGCCUCCUGCUGGCCGUCUCUCCUGCCAACUCAGACCUUGCCAACUCUGAUGCCCUGAAGAUUGCCAAGGAAGUGGACCCUCAGGGUGUGAGAACAAUUGGUGUGAUCACUAAACUGGACCUGAUGGAUGAGGGUACGGAUGCAUGUGAAAUUUUGGAAAACAAACUUCUUCCUUUGCGUAGAGGCUACAUCGGAGUUGUGAACCUCAGUCAGAAAGAUAUUGAUGGAAAAAAGGAUAUUACUGCUGCUAUGGCAGCUGAGAGGAAGUUCUUCCUCAGCCACCCUUCCUAUCAUCACCUGGCUGAGCGCAUGGGGACACCUUACCUGCAGAAAGUCCUCAAUCAGCAACUAACCAAUCACAUUCGAGACACGUUACCAGGGCUGAGGAACAAGUUGCAAAGCCAGCUGCUGUCCACUGAGAAGGAAGUGGAGGAGUACAAGAACUUCCACCCGGACGACCCUUCCCGCAAGACCAAGGCCCUUCUUCAGUCAGUUGAAUUUUUAUCCCCCAUGUCCAGCCCCACACCUCAACGUCGAGCUCCUCCUGGACCCCCUCGCCCUGGAGCUCGUGCUGCUCCUGGGCCUCCUGCUGCUGGAGCUCCACCUGUGCCCUCCAGACCUGGAGCCUCCCCAGACCCCCACACUGGCCCACCACCCCAAGUACCCUCACGUCCCAACCGCGCUCCUCCAGGAGUUCCCAGCCGUCCGAGCAAAGGCAGCCCUUCUCAUGGAGAGGGCCCUCAACCUUCGUUUGACUCAUAG